AUGGGCCGAAAUCGAAGUCGAGGCCCCUCGCCUGCUGCCAGGGACUCGAAAACCGCAACAACUGCAGCAACCUCCGCUGCGGCCGCUGCACCUGUGUCGUCGCUCCAGCAAAAUUAUAAUAAUAAUAAUAAUAAUACUUCCAGCAACCACAACGACAGCAACAAAAGCCCGAAGCAUAACAGCAAUAGCCCUUCCGGCUUAGGUUUCCACAGGCCAAAGCUCAAACCCGAUCUCGACCCCGACACAUCCUCCACUCCGUCUCCAGCUCCUCCUCCCGCACGCGACGCCACCAGUGACUCGGCGCCAUCGACGUCGGCAACUACCUCCCGCGACUCCGAGCAUGUCGCUUCUGCGCAGUCUUCAGUAAUACCCAAUUCAUCCUCAUCAAGCCCCGCGGCAAAACCAAAAAGGAGCUCAAGACCUCUGUCUUUAGUGCAAACCUACCAGCCGCCCCUCAUGGACAUCAACUCGGACACUCCUCCCGAGCUGCAGCCCAUCUUCAGCUUGCUCAACGGCCAUGCAAACAAGCUGUACCAGGAAGGAUACUUCCUGAAGCUGGACGACCAAGACAUCCGCGGAAACCUAAAUCCCGAUCGAACAUGGACUGAGUGCUUUGCUCAGUUGGUUGGCACCGUCUUGUCGCUAUGGGACGCUGCCGAGCUCGACGCGGCCGGCGAGGACGGCGAGGUGCUACCUAAGUUUAUCAACCUUACCGAUGCGUCGAUCAAGAUGAUCGAGUCGCUCCCAACAAAGUCGAAUGACGAGCAACCGCUACAAAACAUCCUGAGCAUCAGCACGGCCGGUCGGAACCGCUAUUUGCUGCACUUCAACUCGCACCACUCGCUGAUACAAUGGACGUCCGGAAUACGGCUUGCCAUGUAUGAGCACGCCACGCUCCAAGAAGCCUACACUGGCUCGCUAGUUGCCGGCAAGGGCAAGACCCUAAACAGCAUUAACAUUAUCAUGGAGCGUGCCAGACAACCCAUCUCCGAGUGGGUACGCGUAAGGUUUGGUGCUGGUGUCCCCUGGAAGCGCUGCUACUGUGUCAUUGAACCCCCCAGCGAGAAGGAAUACCAGAAAGCCCAAAAGGAGUGGAAAAAGAAGAACCCAUACGACCGCUCGCAUGGCCCCAUCUUGAAAGGCCAGAUCAAAUUCUUCGAGUCGAAGAAGGAUGCCGAGAAAAAGAAGAAGCAUCAGCGCCCGAUCGCCUCGAUCACCGAUGCCUACUCGGCCUAUGCCAUCUAUCCACAAGCCAAAGCUUUGAUUGACGGAUCAACACUCUUGAAGAUCGAGGGCGACAUCACGAUACAUUCCGAACCGCCGUCGACGACGGAAGGUUUUGUGUUCAUCAUGCCUGAAACGCACCCCGCUGUUCCUGGAUUCGAAAUGCUUCUCCGGUUCUUGUUUCCGACGUGGGAUACUUUUGGUUUGUACGGUCGGCCCGGCCGCCUAGUGGCGAGCGUUCUUGACCCGCGAUCCCUGAUGUUUGGGAUGCCGAAGCAUAAGAGGCACGGGUACCUUGAGCUUAGUGAUGUAAGCAACUUAAUCAUGACCGAAGGGAGCUCUUCCUGGUCUGAGCGAGAAUGGCGCAAGAGGCUGAAGGAGCUCACGGGUCAGCGCAUGGCCGCCAUGGAGGAUGCUGCCAACUCUGCUCCGCAGAGCAGGAGUGCAAGCCGCAACGGCAAGCGCUUGAGCGGCGGGGCUGGGAGUUCGGGCUCUUCGCGCCCGAGGGUAGGUUUUGCCGACGAAGCUGGGCCGGUCCAGCCAGGCCGCUCUCAGUCGGUACCACGACAUGGCGGACGGAAUGAGUCGGUACCGCCUGAUCCAAAUCGCGAGCCGUUGCCCGCAGGUCCUGACGGGCCUUACGGCCAACCUCCUUACCCCGAUCGUCAGGUUAACGAGCCCCAAUACCACCCCUACGGUCAGGAAAACGGCCAGCCGGCGGCCCUUCCGAUGCGCCUGCCUGAACGUGUUAGGCAGCCCUUUACGAGCGAUCUAGCUUCGACCCCCGAACGGCUCAGCGACGAAGAAGAAGAUAGCCCGAUUAGGACAGCCCCGGCUGAGCGAAUCGAGAUGAUGCAGCCUGUACACAACUUGGGACCAGUGAACCCACCUCCCGCUUUCUCACACAACACACCGUCGCGACCGUCGUUGCCACAGCCUUACCACACGGCCGAAAUGCGGAGGAGAACCCAGCGCCUUUCUCACACAACCCUGUCACAGCUGGCCAAGGCCAGCGGCAUAGACCCAGCUGCCUUCAAGGACGACGAUCUGCUUAAUGAUUACCAAGAGGAGAGCGCAGGCUCAGCACAAAGACGCACUGACCAGCGCAACCCAGCGGUACAGACACAAACCAGCACCGAUGCCGUGGGAAUGAAUGCUAAUCUCUGUGGAUCUCCUGAAGUUCUAACCUCUGCCAACCCCCAUGCUGCCCGUGCUUCUCCAGGAUCCUCGUCAGCCUCGAUGGAACCCGAUCGCAACCCUUCAUCGUCUGGAGCACAGGAUGUCGCUGGAAACCCUCCGUCUGUUGGUGCCCAUGGAGGGUCGUCUUCCGACAACCGUAGCCUCACCUCUGCAGGUCGCCGAACUCCCGGCCCCGAAUCGCAGUCUCCACAGUCUCCUCCUUCCGGCCCGACUAAUAGGAAUCCUCUUCCCACAAGAUCAACGAGCCUCGCGCAUAGCCAGGACGACGUUACUCCUGCUUCUCGGUCACCUCCUCAGACUUUCCCUUUCCAGUCGUCCGACUCUUCUCCUCCGCCAAUCCCGCCGCAACAUCCUCUUCGACAGGCCACACUAAGGGCUGUAGUUUACGAUGAUGCUUCUUCGACGACUAGUCCCGAUUAUGCUAGCACCCGUCGGUCUAGCAUAACCGAAGAAUCUGUCGAGCAAGAGCGACCACGUGCUGGUGUGCUUAAAACCGUUGGUACUGAUCCCGCAGUUUUAUCCAAGAAAUCGAAUGGCGUGGAUUCGGAUUUCGAUAUCCCCAAGAUCGAUUUCGGGCCGACGCUUAAUUAUGCUGCGCUGCCAGUCAACAAAAUCCCCCCUAAUGGUUCUUCAUCUCGCGCAGGCCAUGCAACUGGACGAAAAUCUCCAGGGCCCGCAGCAGCCUAUUCGCACAACCGCUCUGAGUCAAGUGAUACUAUUCGCCGUAGUGUUGUUUGGCAGCCGGGAACCGCUGUGGGCACAUCAGAUGGCGGUAAUACCCUAUCCGCAGAGCAAUUUGUUGAGCAACGGGCAGCUGCGGCGGUUCAUCAGUACGCACAUCAUCGCAGUUCAUCCACAGGUACGCUUUUGGACGUUAGACCGACAACGCCAUCAUCGCCGUACGGGCGGCCUACCAGCCGAGGGCCUUCUCACUCUCGCCAUAGCUCGAUUGACCUGCUUUCAACCGGACGACCUGGGAGCCAGGGGACUGCAAUGGCCCUGUCGGGUGGUGAAUUGUCAUCACAUUUGUCUGCUCGAGAGCAGGAGCAUGUUGCUAGAAUUACGGGUACUCCUUUGAUCGCCUUGGCGGGGAAUAAGGGCCCCUCACCGACCCAGAACGGCCUCGUUGGUGCGAUUGAGAAGAGGGAGCGCGAGAAGGCACAGAUUAAGGAUGGUAUUUGCAAUCAGGCCGUCAUCCAGGCGAUCGACCAACGGCAGCGGGAACAGCAACAGCAAGCUCAGAGGGCUGCUCAGGCUGCGUAUGCCCAGCAACAAGCACAAUAUACUGCGCAGCAGUAUGCAUAUGCAAGUGGCCAGAAGACUCCGGCUGGCAUGAGUGGCGUGGGUCCUGGCCCCAUGUAUCUCCCGAACAUGCCUGCUGCAAUGGUUCCCCGCAGCAUGAGCCCCGGGCCUGGCGUGGGCAUGGGUCCAGGCGCUCGAUCUCCCCCGCCUAUGAUCCCUCAGCAGCAGAUGCCUUAUGCUGGCCAUUUUCAGGGAGGGUAUGGACCGCCCUCUGGGGGUUCUGGCUGGACCAUGCCUAUGGUUAACAACAACAUGGGUCGCUCUGUCCGUUCACCCCCCCCAGGGCCGAUUCGUUCACCACCUCCAGGCCCAGUGUCACCCGCAAUGAUGUCACCUGGGCCGAUCCCUCCAUCUCCUAGCUUUGCCGGUAGCGGCCACGGCGUGAGGCCGAGCAGCCGCCCUCAAAGACCCCCAAUGGGCUCCGGAUGCCGCCCCCUCCGGGACAGUACGGAGUAG
Messenger RNA from Thermochaetoides thermophila DSM 1495, 4182 nucleotides. RefSeq lists its product as uncharacterized. The transcript is spliced from 5 exons. The record is from RefSeq and is a predicted model, not a curated record. Lineage: Eukaryota; Fungi; Ascomycota; Sordariomycetes; Sordariales; Chaetomiaceae. Bases 1 to 4182 code for a protein of 1393 amino acids.